CUUUUCUUAGUGCCUAAGGUGUCUGCAAGUGGAAAUCCAGAGGAAGACAGAGAGAAACUGAGUUCCUGACAAUGCAUUCACUAGAGAAAGUGACUUUUGAAGAUGUAGCUAUUGACUUCACCCAGGAAGAGUGGGCCAUGAUGGACACAUCCAAGAGAAAGCUGUACAGAGAUGUGAUGCUGGAAAAUAUCAGUCACCUGGUGCCCCUCGGGUACCAGAUAAGCAAAUCCUAUAUAAUUUUGCAGCUGGAGCAAGGAAAAGAGCUGUGGCGGGAAGGAAGAGAAUUUCUUCAAGACCAGAAUCCAGACAGGGAAAGUGCCCUUAAGAAAAAACACAUGAUAUCCAUGCAUCCUAUCAUCAGAAAAGAUGUAUCCACCAGUAUGACAAUGGAGAACUCUCUCAUUCUGGAGGAUCCUUUUGAAUGUAAUGAUUCGGGAGAAGAUUGCACUGACAGUUCCACAAUAACUCAGUGUUUGUUAACUCAUAGUGGAAAGAAACCCUGUGUCAGCAAACAGUGUGGAAAAUCCCUUCGUAAUCUUUUGUCCCCUAAACCACAUAGACAAAUUCAUACUAAAGGUAAAUCAUAUCAAUGUAAUCUAUGUGAAAAGGCCUAUACUAAUUGCUUUCACCUUAGACGGCACAAGAUGACUCACACUGGAGAGAGGCCAUAUGCAUGUCAUCUAUGUGGAAAAGCCUUCACUCAGUGUUAUCACCUUAGAAGACAUGAGAAAACUCACACGGGAGAGAGGCCAUAUUCAUGUCAUCUAUGUGGAAAAGCCUUCACUCAGUGUUCUCACCUUAGAAGACAUGAGAAAACUCACACGGGAGAGAGGCCAUAUAAGUGUCAUCAAUGUGGGAAAGCCUUUAUUCAAUCCUUUAACCUUCGAAGACAUGAGAGAACUCACCUUGAAAAAUGUUAUGAAUGUGAUAAAAGUGGGAAAGCCUUUAGUGAAAACUCUGGCUUUAGAGGAAACAAAAUAAUUUACACUGGAGAGAAACCACAUGCUUGCCUUCUAUGUGGGAAGGCCUUCAGUCUGUCUUCCGACCUUAGAUGACAUGAGAGAACAUGCACUGGAGAAAAGGCAUAUGAAUGCCAUUUAUGUGGGUAAGCCUUCAGUCAAUGUACUAAUCUUA
This is a messenger RNA of Pan troglodytes (chimpanzee), 1134 nucleotides long. RefSeq names its product zinc finger protein 705D (gene ZNF705D). Lineage: Eukaryota; Metazoa; Chordata; Mammalia; Primates; Hominidae. Gene Ontology annotation, cellular component: nucleus. The record is from RefSeq and is a predicted model, not a curated record. Gene Ontology annotation, molecular function: RNA polymerase II transcription regulatory region sequence-specific DNA binding; DNA-binding transcription factor activity, RNA polymerase II-specific. Gene Ontology annotation, biological process: regulation of transcription by RNA polymerase II.